Melanotaenia boesemani (Boeseman's rainbowfish) is the source of this 2021-nucleotide messenger RNA. RefSeq names its product rho-related GTP-binding protein RhoG-like. Bases 277 to 852 code for a protein of 191 amino acids. Gene Ontology annotation, cellular component: cytoplasmic vesicle; cell cortex; cytoskeleton. The record is from RefSeq and is a predicted model, not a curated record. Lineage: Eukaryota; Metazoa; Chordata; Actinopteri; Atheriniformes; Melanotaeniidae. The transcript is spliced from 5 exons. Gene Ontology annotation, biological process: regulation of actin cytoskeleton organization; establishment or maintenance of cell polarity; regulation of cell shape. Gene Ontology annotation, molecular function: GTP binding; protein kinase binding; GTPase activity.
CCACUUCCUCUUUUGGACUUCCUCAUCAUCAUAAUCAGCGUCACAUUGAUAAAGAUCCACUCUUACUGUCAGAGGGCAAACUAACCAACAGACCCAAAGACCCAGAAACCUGGAAACCCGGAGACCCGGAGACCCAGAGACCCAGAGAUCAGCAGACAAUGGACAUCAGGCAUCCCCGAACAAACUGAGAAAUCCAGAAAAGCCUGAAGUAUCUGUGACAGCUCCAAUAAGAAAAGUGCUUCUAUCACACUCUGGAGGUUUCUGAGCAUCCUCGUCAUGCAGACCAUUAAGUGUGUGGUUGUGGGUGAUGGCGCCGUGGGCAAGACCUGCCUCCUUAUCUCCUACACCACCGGGGCCUUUCCCAAAGAGUACAUUCCUACUGUUUUUGACAACUACAGCAGCCAGGUGACUGUGGAUGGCAGGGUCAUCAGCCUAAACCUGUGGGACACGGCGGGACAGGAGGAGUACGACCGGCUCAGGACACUGUCCUACCCGCAGACCAAUGUCUUCAUCAUCUGCUUCUCCAUCUCAAGCCCCGCCUCCUUUGAGAACGUCAGACACAAGUGGCACCCAGAGGUGACCCACCACUGUCCCGGCGUUCCCAUCCUCCUGGUUGGCACAAAGAGCGACCUCCGGAGCAACGAGGAGAUUCAGCGGAAGCUGAAGGAGCAGAAUCAGGCCCCCAUCAGCAUCCAGCAAGGCACUGCCCUGGCCCGCCAGAUCCAGGCCGUCAAAUACCUGGAGUGUUCAGCCCUGAACCAGGAGGGCAUCAAGGACGUGUUUGCUGAGGCUGUGAGGGCCUUCCUCAACCCACAGCCCGCCACUAGCAAGAAGCCAUGCAUCCUGCUGUAAAACUGGAGGCUACGACCUGAUUCAGCCCGCCCGAGACGACCCAGAACCUUUUAUCACCUAUUUUUUUUUUAUCAGAUAUAAAAAUAUGAUUUAAUUCAAACUGGACUGAGCAUGUGCAGAAUGUUUUCACCCGCAAACUAACCCUCAGACAUAAACACAUUCAGAUCAACUGAAGCUGUUUUCUAUUAAACUGAUUUUGUUGUUCUGGAAAUGUUUCACUUGUUUCUGAAUCUUCCCUUUUCCACUUCAGAGAAGCCUCGGUCAUCCUGUCAGCAGAAACCGGCCAGUUAAUCAGCUCCUCACUUCCACCUAAAACUCUGAUGUUCGUCGCAACGUCCAUAAAAGCAGCCGCUGCGCUAUGACCUUCGCUUUACUACAGCAGCUCAACAGGAAGUAGCUCUGACAGAGUCCCAUACCAAUGUGAGACAAAACAGGAAGUUAAAGACAGCUGAUGUUAACACUGCCGAUCCUCCUAAAACAAGUCAAACUAAUUCAACAGCGUUUGCUCAGCCUUUAACCCAGAAAAAUAACCGAUGAGGGAAACUGUUCGAUGAGCAGGGCUGGCUCAGUUUGAUAAGCACAAAGAUGAAAAACUCUUUGCAUGGACAGCAAAAAUCUGAUUUCCGGAAUAACUGAAUGACUUCAGUCAUCAUGUAGACUGCAUAAUCUGAUUAUGAGAAAUCAUAUUAACACACUCAGAUUUUUCUGAUGUCUUCAAGCAUAAUUACCCGGUUUAGUUGUUUUACAUCUGAGCAAAAAACUGCGUCUCCUUUAGAAAGUCAGAAGUGACAUCGUCGCAACAGUAGAAAAACAGGAUGAAGUCCAGCAGCAAGAAGUAGUAGUAGCUUAUUAACUCCCACAUUACCAGCUAACAUUACAACCACGGCCAUCUUCAUCAUCAUCACUAGUGUUAAUUUUAUCAGCCAUUUUUAAAUUUAGUCUCAGUUUUGGUCCAGUUUCAAUCGUGCAUAUUAGUAUUUAUCACAUUUAGUCAACCUCAUCCUGUUUUUAUUUAGUCAAGGUUUAGUCGACUAUAGGUAGAGUAUUUUCAACUUUAUUUUAGGCCAAGAAAACAUCAAUUUAUUUAUCUACUUUUAGUCAACAAAAACUGUUAACAUUUUAGUCUAGUUUUAGUCAGGACAAUCAUUUUACCCUUUAUCUUUUUGUAU